AUGGCUCCUCCUCCCCCGGCGAACUUACCCUUGGGCGAAAGGCUCAAAGCUCUGGCCCAAACAUUGCAAUUCGCUUGGUUUGCUGGACAUGUAACAUUGCUCAUUUCCGUCUUCCGCUAUAUCCUGUCCUACGUCACCUUCAACUACUAUUCUUCCGCGGCGCAGGUGUCCUACCGUCUGGCGUUUUUGUCCGCGGCGGCAACAUAUGGCAUAGUGGUAUACAAGGGACACAUCGCACGGGCUCGUCUCCAGGGCAGUGUUCCGAACAUUGUGGUGAAGCUGGCGGGCGAUGAGAACGUUCAGUAUCUUGGAAUGGCUUUGGUCUGGCUCUAUUCACGUCAGGUUCCCCUUGCCCUCCUUCCUUUCAGCGUCUACUCGGUCUUCCAUGUUGCGACUUACUCGCGCGCCCAUUUGAUCCCCACUCUGCAGCCCUCUCAGGGUGCCGCAGGCCCUACUUCGUCCUCCUCUCCCUCAUCCUCCAAGCCUGCCGCUAAGCAGUCGCCUUUGGCGGAAACCAUUGGGAGGUUUGUGAAGCAGUACUACGACGCUAGCAUGGACCUCGUGGCUGGCCUUGAGAUGACACUCCUGUUCCGUCUGUCGUUGUCGGUCCUUUCUUUCUCCAAGGGAAGCCUCGUUCUCUUUAUUAUCUACCUAGCUUUCUUCCGCGCUCGAUACGCCCAGAGCUCGUUCGUCCAGCAGGCUAUUCGUCAUUUCACUGCACGCGUCGAUGCUUCCGUUUCCCACCAGAGCACUCCUCCUGCAGUGCGCCAAGGAUGGGAGACGUUCAAGGGUGUCGUGCGCCAGGGAUAUGAGGCCACCGACUUGGGCCGCUUGGUUGGCGGGACGGAGGCCAAGAAGCCGCAAUAA
This is a messenger RNA of Aspergillus tanneri, 867 nucleotides long. RefSeq lists its product as uncharacterized. Gene Ontology annotation, cellular component: membrane; endoplasmic reticulum. Bases 1 to 867 code for a protein of 288 amino acids. The record is from RefSeq and is a predicted model, not a curated record. NCBI's taxonomy places the organism in Eukaryota, Fungi, Ascomycota, Eurotiomycetes, Eurotiales, Aspergillaceae. Gene Ontology annotation, biological process: membrane organization; endoplasmic reticulum tubular network organization. The transcript is spliced from 4 exons.